Theobroma umbraticum is the source of this 2348-nucleotide messenger RNA. The record is from RefSeq and is a predicted model, not a curated record. NCBI's taxonomy places the organism in Eukaryota, Viridiplantae, Streptophyta, Magnoliopsida, Malvales, Malvaceae.
CCCUUCCUCGUGUUCCCAUUAUCAUUAUCAGUCAUCAGUCAUCAGUCAUCAGUCAUCAGUCAUCAGUCAUCCAAUGUUUCCCAAUCUAACUGUAUGCCUUAAGGCUUAAGUUCUUUCUCCAUAGUGGAUGCCUCACAUCUAACUUUUUGACUUCCUUCUUUCUUAAUCUUCUUUUUACUUUAUUUUUUUUCUUUAACGAACUCGUACAGGGCUACAUGUCCUCAAACCUGAGGGUGAGAAAGAAAGUGGAGGCAGUUAAAAGAGCCCCUUUGGUAUCUAAUAACCAUAAAAAGGCAUAGGGAGAGAUUCUUCGUCUGUUGAAUCGGUAGCUUUACAAAUCAUUACCUAAUGGAAGGAUCUUCGAACGGAAGACUAGAGGAGACCCCGAAAGCAGAAGCACAUGAUGAAGAGAAGGAAGUUAUUUUGGACGAUUCUCCAGCGCCUAAACUAGACGUUGAAUUUGUUAGAGACAUUAUUCCUGAUGGGAACUUUAUGUCCAUCAAUAACACCCCUGAUACCGAGGAUUUCAGUUCAAGCAGCAGCAGUUCAGAUGAAGAGGCAGCGCCGGAGGAAAAGAGUCCUCGGGUGGAGAAGUCUGAGAAUUUUGAAGAGGAGAAGGUGGUUUCUGAUUCAGUGGUUGAGUCAGUUGAACUUGAACCAGAAUCCGUCGAGAAAUCAGGGGAUUCUGGUGUUGCUGAAUUAGAUUGCAAAGAAACAGAAGAGAACAUUCCACCAUCUUUGGACGAGACUAAUGCGGAUUCUCCAAUAUUAGCAGAUUUGCCAAUAAAUCACUCGAAUGAAGGAACAGAGCAGCUGUCCUCUGCUGAGACCACCGGGGAUUCUGCACUCUUAACAGAUGUGGAAUCAAAGGGAAUUGAUGAGAAAACAACGCUGCCAGGUUUGAAUGAGACUGAUGGCUCUGCGGUUGCAGUAGAUGCCGUGUGCAAGGGGAUUGAAGAAACAACAAUUUCUUGUUUGGAUGGGAAUGGUGGAGUUCCUGCAGCUGAAGCAGUCCAAGGAAUCACGGAAACCGAAAUUCCAGCUUCAGACGAGAGUGCUGGGGGAUCAUCAGGUUCCCCUGAUUUGGCAUCUAAGGAAAAUGUUGAAGAUUCGUUGCAGGCAGCAAACGUCCCUAUCGUAGAGACCAGAGAUGUUGGUGAACUAGUAAACAAGCCUGAGAUCCAUGAAAGCAUGGGAAAUAAGCCUAUCAUAUCUCUGAAUCAUCGUCCUGUGGAACCAACUUCUUGGAAGAGUUGCUGUGGACUUUUUGAAGUUCUGCGGCGCUCCAACAGAUAAAUUCAAGCUUGCAGCACAGGAUGUUAAGCAAUCAAUGAAAGUUCUCCUGGAAGAACAAAGAUAAGCACCAGCUUUCCAAAUCUGCAAAGGAUAUGUGAGAGUUCAGAAGCAAAGAAAAUAGCUGGAGUCGGAGGUUGGCUUAACUGGUGGAAGCCUUGUGGGGGGAGAGCUUUUACAGUGGCAUAGGAACGUUCCUUUUAUAGAUGCGCCAACCACUGAUACCUGGCCAUGUAUUUUAAGUUUUAUUAACCAAAACAAUGAAAAAGUAGCAGCCAUUAAAGUUAGUAAUAACCUCUAGUGAUAUCUAGAUAUUUCACUCAAUAUUGUGAAGUUGUGGAAUUACAAAACACAUUACCUUCCUCCUUGCCUCCUUGGACAAUGGUCAAUGGCUUCUUUGUUGUAGUUUUAUUGAUGCUAUGUGGGGGUAAGGUCUCGAAAAUGUGCCGCUGCCACUACCAGUUUUUAGGGUACUUGACUUGAAACUGCAUAAAUUAGCGAUUUAGCAGCACUGCUUCCUCCCUACACCUUUAGGUAAUGACUGUAAUAUAGGGUUAAUAUUUGGAGAAAAAAAGGCGAUUUGACACAAGGUUAGCAAUCAAGGCUUCAUCUUGAGUGUAGAUUUGACUGCAGUCCUGUUAAUAUUUGCCGGGAUAAGGCUCGUGCUUUCAUGAGUGGUGCUAUUGCUGAUGGAGACUGCAUGUUCCAUGGAGAUGAUGUUAAGGACAUUGGAAUAUGUUUUAUUUCAUCUGAUAAGUUGUGCCAGUAACUGGAGAAAUCGAAGGCCCUAUAAACGCCAAUAAAUUUGCAGCGUCUAUCCUUCUGAUGCAACACUAUUCUGGUGCUUCAUCAAUCACGAUAGUGAUCUCUUAGGCAAGUAUGACAUUGGAUCUCUAAGCUUGGGCAUCAUAGGAAGUAGAAAGAACCCCCAGCAUUGUUUGAGUCUAAUCAACUUGCCACUUCAACGCUUCUUCUAAAAGUCCGACAAACUUAGUUAUUUAAAGUAAUCCAAGCACUCUCCUCAGCUCAUGGUGGAUUCUGUUUUGUCUUUUUUG